This is a messenger RNA of Meloidogyne enterolobii, 379 nucleotides long. The record is from the annotation of a GenBank genome assembly. NCBI's taxonomy places the organism in Eukaryota, Metazoa, Nematoda, Chromadorea, Rhabditida, Meloidogynidae.
AUGUUCUCCGAACAAAUGUCAAAAGAGCACAAUAUGGAUAUUCUUGUUGACCGGUUAAUGGAUAAACUUUCUUAUCCUGAAGGGCACCCUUAUUCUUAUGAACCUGGCGGAUUAGCAAGUGAAAUAGUCAAGGAUACUGGCAGAUUAAGUGAAUUAACUGAAUAUCAACGCAAAUAUUUCCAUCUUAAAAAUAUGGUAAGUAAAUUAAAGCUGAAACAUUAUUUAAAUUUAAAAAUUAAAUCACCAAUUCCUUUUCAAAAUAUCUCAAAUAAAUUUUCUAGAAUACUACACCUCUCUAUUUAAUAUUAUGCUUUUUAUGGUACAUACUAGGGUUGUUCCCCUUCCCCGAAAGUCGCUGAAUUUGAGACAUUAUUUUGAA